AUGGCGCGGUCGGGCAUUCCCUGCGCCAAUCUCAAGGUUUUUUUCGUUCAUCCAAAAUCAGAUAUUCAAAAAAAGUAAAAUCUUAGAUCGCCGGGUUUGUCGUGGCGAUCGUAGAAGUCAUACUAUGUGCAAUCGCCGUCUACGGUCUUUGUCGAAAUUUCCACCUUUUCGGGUCCAGUUACUUCUUCUGGUUCAUUGUCGGUUUGUCUUGGACGUUCUAAAUUCAAUGUGUCACAAGUUUCGCAACGAAGUCUUUGCAGGAAUCAUAUCGGUUUUCGUGAUCCUCCUGGCCAUUCUUCUACUCAUCUACGCCAUCAAGAGUGAAAAAGCACGAUUCUUAAUACCUCACCUCUCAGCUCAGGUGAUUCACAGCGAAGUUCUCGCAACAACCAAAUUUUUUAAUGACGGGAAAAAUGUUUAGUGACCACUAUGGAGGCUCGCCAAGGACUACUUGGAGAGGACUCUUAAGUGGCCACUAAACCCACCUCUAUAAAAAGCCACUAUUUUCCGUUUUAGUGGCCGCUAUAGAGUAUCUCUAUUUAGUGGCCACUUCAGUAGUUUCUCAUCUAGUAUUCCUUCCAGUUCUCUGAUAAUUUUGAAACAAACAGAUUGGACCAGUAAUGUUGAUCCAUUGACCCCUAAAAUGGCCACUAAAAUUUUUAGGGGUCUAGUAGUAGCACUUAGACCUCUAUACUGGCCACUAAAAAAUUUUCUCAAACAGGAGUUUUGUUGAUCCAUUGACCCCUAAAGUGGCCACUAAAAUUUUUUAGUGGUCUAGUAGUAGCAAUUAACCUCUAUAGUGACCACUAACUUCUAACCCCUUAAGUGGCCACUAGGUUUACUACUAUAGUGGCCAUUAAAACGUCAAAACCCUAUAAUGGCCACUAAAAUUUUUCCCAGGAAGUCCUUUUUUACUUUGAAAAAUUCAAAAUUUCAUUGCAGAUCUUUCUGGUGAUAUUUUUGAUCUUGAUUGCUCUCAUUGUCACUAUUUUGCUUCUUUUUGGCGCCUACGGCGGUAUUAGAAACCUGCUCGGCGUUAGUAACUACUACAUGAGCGAUGAUGGUUCGUUCUCCUUUAUUUCUUUGAAGUUAAAAAACAACUUUAAGCAACAUUCAUCAUGGGAAUAAUGAUAAUCAUCAUCUAUCUCCUCGUCGCGAUCCUCGAGAUUUUCUUCAUUUACAUCGUCUACAGCCUUUACAAGUACGUGCGAUAGUUUCUUAGAAAACAGAAAAUCGAUUUUUGCAGGCACCUGUGUCACUACGAGAAAAUGGCGAACGCCGAGGAAAACCGCGAAAAAUGGCAGCCUGUGGGUGAACUGCCCAAAGUGAGCUGGAUCUUUCUUCGAUUGAAGUCGUGGUUACUAUUUCCAGGAUAACAAACAUGGCGCACCGACGAUGGGAGACCAAUAUCCGUACGGCGACGAACGACGCAAUUUUGUCUAA
Caenorhabditis auriculariae is the source of this 1443-nucleotide messenger RNA. Lineage: Eukaryota; Metazoa; Nematoda; Chromadorea; Rhabditida; Rhabditidae. The record is from the annotation of a GenBank genome assembly.